AUGGAGAAGCCGGAGGUGCCGCGCACACGGCGCUCUCCGCUGCCAACCCCUGUCCAGUGCAGGAUGACGUGGCUGGCAGCCUGCCUGGGCCUGUGGCUCUUCCUGCAGCUCCCCACCUUGGGCGCUGGGACACGCGUGGUCUACAAAGUGCAGGAGGAACAGCCGCCCAACACACUCAUUGGGAGCUUGGCUGCCGACUACGGCUUUCCCGACGUGGGGCACCUCUAUAAGCUGGAAGUGGGGGCUCCCUACCUGCGUGUGGAUGGCAAGACAGGGGACAUUUACACCACGGAGACCUCCAUCGACCGGGAGAGCCUGCGGGAGUGCCAGAGCCAGUUCCCAGGGGAACUCUGCUUCCUGGAGUUCGAGGUGUCCAUCACGGACCUGAUGAUGAACAGCAGCCCGCGCCUGCUGGAAGGGCAGAUCGAGGUGCUGGACAUCAAUGACAACACGCCCAACUUCGCCUCGCCCGUCAUCACACUGGCCAUUCCCGAGAACACCAACAUCGGGGCACUCUUCCCCAUCCCCCCGGCCAUGGACCGCGACGCAGGCGCCAAUGGGGUUGCCUCCUAUGAGCUCCUGGCUGGGCCUGAGGCGCAGGAGCUCUUCGGCCUGCAGGUGGCUGAGGAUCAGGAUGAGAAGCAGCCGCAGCUGAUUGUCAUGGGGAACCUGGACCGGGAGCAGUGGGACUCCUAUGACCUGACCAUCAAGGUGCAGGAUGGAGGCAGCCCACCGCGGGCGAGCAGCGCCCUGCUGCGUAUCACCAUCCUGGACAUGAAUGACAACACCCCCAAGUUCGAGAAGGCCCUGUACGAGGCGGAGCUCUCAGAGAACAGCCCCGUGGGGCACUCCGUCCUCCAGGUGAAAGCCAACGACUCGGAUCAGGGUGCCAACGCCGAGAUUGACUACUCCUUCCACCAGCCCACAGACAUGGUGCGUCGCCUGCUGCGCCUGGACAGGGCCACGGGCCUCAUCACUGUGCAGGGGCCCAUUGACCGGGAGGAUGUCAAUAUCCUCAAGUUCUCUGUCCUGGCCAAGGACAAGGGGGCCAAUCCCAAGAGUGCCCGCACCCAGGUGGUGGUGACAAUCAAGGACAUGAAUGACAACGCCCCCUCCAUUGAAAUCCGGGGUAUUGGCCUCGUCACCCAUCAGGACGGCAUGGCCAACAUCUCCGAGGACGUGCCCGUGGAGACGGCCGUGGCUCUGGUACAGGUGUCUGACCGGGAUGAGGGUGAGAACGCUGUGGUCACCUGUGUGGUUGCUGGCGAUGUCCCGUUCCAGCUGAGACAGGCCAGCGAGACGGGCAGUGACAGCAAGAAGAAGUACUUCUUGCAGACCACCACACCGCUGGACUACGAGGCGGUGAAGGAGUACACCAUCGAGAUCGUGGCUGUGGAUUCGGGGAACCCACCCCUCUCCAGUACCAACUCCCUCAAGGUGCAGGUGGUGGAUGUGAACGACAACGCCCCAGUCUUCAGCCAAAGCCUCACUGAGGUGGCCUUCCCCGAGAACAAUGCCCCUGAUGACCUGGUGGUGGAGGUGAGCGCCAGUGACGCUGACAGUGGCUCCAAUGCCAAGCUGGUUUACUCCCUGGUCAUGGACCCCUCCUCCAAGGGCUUCUUCUCCAUCGACCCUGACUCAGGUGAGAUCCGAGUGAAGACAGUGCUGGACCGGGAGCAGAGGGAGCGCUACGAGUUCCUGGUGGUGGCAGCUGACAAGGGCAGCCCCAGUCUCAAGGGCACGGCAUCUGUGGCCAUCAAUGUCAUGGACAGGAAUGACAACGACCCCAAGUUUAUGCUGAGCAGCUACAACUUCUCAGUGAUGGAGAACAUGCCUCCCCUGAGCCCGGUGGGCAUGGUGACAGUGAUUGACGCUGACAAGGGCGACAACGCCCGAAUCCAGCUGUCAGUGGAGCAGGACAACGGGGACUUUGUCAUCCAGAAUGGCACUGGCACCAUACUCUCCAGCAUCUCCUUUGACCGGGAGCAGCAGAGCACGUACACCUUUCGGCUCAAAGCUGUGGAUGGAGGCGACCCUCCCAGAUCCGCCUACGUGGGGGUGACCAUCAACGUGCUGGACGAGAACGACAAUGCCCCUUUCAUCACCUCCCCUUCCAAUGCCUCUUACAAGCACAUCCUGCCCCACACCAGCCCCGGGCAGCAGGUCAGCAAGGUCAAGGCUGAGGACAUUGACUCGGGGGUCAAUGCAGAGCUGACCUACAGCAUCACGGGGGGCAACCCCUUUGAGCUGUUCCAGAUCUCACCGCAGAGCGGGGACAUCACGCUGGAGAAGGAGAUCCUGCGUAAGCACCAUGGCCUGCACCGCCUGGUGGUGCGUGUCAACGACAGGGGCAAGCCCUCGCGCCAUGGCACCGCGCUGGUGCACUUCUACGUCAAUGAGACCCUGGCCAACCGCACGCUGCUGGAGACCCUGCUGGGACACAGCCUGGACACGCCGCUGGACAUCGACAUUGCUGGCGACCCCGAGUAUGAGCGCAGCAAGCAGCGCAGCAACAUCCUCUUCGGCGUCAUCGCUGGCAUCGUGGCCGUCACCCUGGUUAUUGUGCUGGUGGUGCUGGUGCGCUACUGCCGGCAGAGGGAAGCCAAGAGCGGCUACCAGGCGGGCAAGAAGGAGACCAAGGACCUGUACGCCCCCAAUCAGGGCAACAAGAGCAGCAAGAGCAAGAGCAAAGUGAAGAAGAGCAAGUCCCCCAAGCCGCCCAAACCGGCCGAUGACGAGGAGGAGACUGGGCUGCAGAAGUCCCUCAAGUUCAACCUCAUGAACGACUCCGUCAGUGACAGCCCCCGCAUCCACCUGCCUCUCAACUACCCGCCUGGGAGCCCGGACCUGGGGCGCCACUACCGCUCCAACUCCCCGCUGCCCUCCAUCCAGUUGCAGCCCCAGUCGCCCUCUGCCUCUAAGAAGCACCAGGUGGUGCAGGACCUGCCUGCCACUAACACCUUUGUGGGCACUGGGGACAACAACUCGACAGGCUCCGAGCAGUACUCUGACUACAGCUACCGCACCAACCCCCAGAAAUACACCAACAAGCAGUUACCUCAUCGCCGAGUGACAUUCUCUGCAGCUAAUCAGGCACAGGACUUGCAGGACCCCUCACAACAUAGUUACUAUGACAGCGGGCUAGAAGAGUCAGAGACUCCCAGCAGCAAGUCAUCAUCAGGGCCCCGAAUUGGGCCACUAGCUCUGCCUGAGGAUCAUUAUGAGCGCACCACACCCGACGGUAGUAUUGGGGAGAUGGAGCACCCUGAAAACGAUCUCCGGCCUCUGCCUGACGUUGCCAUGACUGGGACCUGCACCCGGGAAUGCACGGAGUUCGGCCACUCCGACACCUGCUGGAUGCCUGGCCAGUCCUCCCCAAACCGCAGGCCCAAGAAUGCCCUGAAGCUCUCCACUUUUGUGCCUUACCAAGAACGGGGGAGUCAAGAGCAAGUUGGGAACGGCAGCCCCAGACUUUCGGAAGAGCGCAGCACCAAAAUGGCCAACCUCCGCCUGCUCCCCACAUACAGUGCCUUCUCCAACAGUAGCCAUGAGCCCUGCAAGGACUCCCCUAUGGAGGAAAUUCCUCUCACCCAGACCUCGGACUUCCAGCCAGCCACCACCCCCUCAUCUCAAACCACUAAGAGGGAGAUCUACCUGUGA
Messenger RNA from Emys orbicularis (European pond turtle), 3660 nucleotides. It is a transcript of the gene PCDH1, whose product is annotated as protocadherin 1. Gene Ontology annotation, molecular function: calcium ion binding; cadherin binding. The record is from RefSeq and is a predicted model, not a curated record. Gene Ontology annotation, biological process: cell-cell junction assembly; multicellular organism development; cell-cell adhesion mediated by cadherin. Gene Ontology annotation, cellular component: catenin complex; adherens junction; plasma membrane. The transcript is spliced from 5 exons. Bases 1 to 3660 code for a protein of 1219 amino acids. Lineage: Eukaryota; Metazoa; Chordata; Testudines; Emydidae.